CCCAUACGAGCACGCGGGCGUCUCGGCCGAACAGUCGCUCCAGUCGCUGGACCUGCUGCUGCUGCAGCAGGCGAGCGCCUCCGAGAUUGCGGCGCUUAUCAUCGAGCCCGUGCUCGGGGAGGGUGGCUACGUGGUGCCCCCGGCGGGCUACCUCCAGAGGCUUCGGGCAUGGUGCACAGAGCACGACAUCCUGCUUAUCGCCGACGAGGUGCAGAGCGGCUGUGGGCGCACGGGGGCGAUGUGGGCCUGCGACCAUUCCGGGGUGGUGCCAGACAUCUUGGUCACCGCCAAGGGCAUCGCCAGCGGCUACCCCCUGUCGGUGUGCGUGUCGCGGAGCGAGCUCACGGCCAGGCAGAAGCCGGGCUGCAUGGGGGGCACUUAUGGGGGGAACGCCGUGGCCUGUGCGGCGGCGCUGGCGACGCUCGAGGUGUUCGAGCAGGAGAAGGUCAUCGACAACGCGCGCGUGCGCGGAGAGCAGCUGAUGGGCGGCCUCCGCCAGCUGGGUUGCCGUGCAGAGUCCCCGAUCGCGGACGUGCGCGGGCUUGGGCUGAUGGUCGCCGUGGAGUUCGACCGCGAGGCCACGGGCAAGGGCUUCGCCUCGGAGGUCUCCCGCCAGUGCUUCGACCGCGGCCUGCUGGUGCUGCCCACGGGGCACCGCGAGACGCUGCGCAUCAUCCCCCCGCUCACGGUCUCCGCAGACGAGGUGAGGCAGCUCCUCGACGUCCUCGGGGAGGCCAUCCCUGCCGCGCAGAAGGCGCUGGAAUAG
Prorocentrum cordatum is the source of this 766-nucleotide messenger RNA. NCBI's taxonomy places the organism in Eukaryota, Dinophyceae, Prorocentrales, Prorocentraceae. The record is from the annotation of a GenBank genome assembly.